AUGGCGUUUGGAGGUGCAGAUAUCAAGGGACUUGGUCAGUUUGAUCCGACCGGAGACGCCAGUGUUGUGAGUGAAAGAUGGCAGCGCUGGUAUGAGGAGUUUGAUGCGUACGCAGAUAGCCUCGGUGUGUUUGUCGACGGGGCAGAGCCGGCGCAGUUGACUCGACGUAGAGCCUUGAUGAUGUACUCGGCUGGAGCGGCUGUGCGGGAAGUUUUCAAGACCCUUGAGGAUACUGGCACCAAGGCAGAUUAUGACAAGGCUGUGAACGCUUUGGAGAAGCAUUUUGUUGUGCAGUCAAAUUCUACCUUUCAGCGUCAUGUUUUCAGACAGAUUACUCAGCAGGCGGAUGAGACUGUGUCGCAGAUGGUGACACGGCUUAAGAAGGCAGCAGAAGGCUGUGCUUUCAGAGAUGAUUUGGAGAACCAGAUUCGUGAUCAGGUCGUUCAAGGGUUGCGGUCAUCUAGACUGCGAAGGAAACUUUUGGAAAAGGGUACUGCACUCACCCUAACUGCAACCUUGGCGAUAGCAGCGUCACUUGAGGCCGUGGAGGCCAUGGAUUCUCAAUUCAGAAAACUGUCAUCGGUGGAAGAGUUUCCUAGCUCUAGUUCCCAGGUCCGUCAGGUCAGUAAUGAAACCCGUGAAUGCUUUAAUUGUGGGAGAACUGGGCACAGUUAUAAGGACUCGACAUGUCCAGCCAAGGGACGGAUAUGCCACACAUGUGGGAAAAAGGGACACUUCGCCACAAAGUGCAGGGAUGGUUCAGGGAAGAAGGAGCAGACAAGUGGACCAAGCUUUAAACCUAGAGGAAAAUGGGGACAGAAAAGGCAAGGUCACAAAGUGCGACAAGUGGAUGAAUGCACAUGUCACUGUCAGAAUAAGCAAGGUGAUGAACAGAACCAUAGUGAUGAUAGUGAGAGAGGAUAUGCAUUCGCUAUUGAUACUGACAAGUGUGAAAAGGUGCCUGUUGUGAUUGGAGGAGUACCAGUUGAUAUCAUAGUAGAUUCUGGAAGCACUGCGAAUAUCAUUGACAGAGCAUUAUGGGAGUUCCUGAAGACAGAGAAAAUUACAUGCUCAUCCCGAAGGUGUAACAAAAAGCUCUAUCCGUAUACUUCUGUAGAGCCACUUCAGACCAUUGGAUGUUUUAAAGCUGUGGUCAAGGCAGGUGAGAGAAGUGUAGAAGCUGAAUUUGUUGUCAUUGCAGAGAAAGGUGAACCACUGAUGAGUAGAAAAACGGCAUUAGCCCUUGGUGUGCUACGGAUCGGGAUUGAUGUGAACUCUGUGAAAUCAUAUGUAGAUAUGAGAGAAGAAUUCAAGCCAGUAUUCCAAGGCGUUGGAAUACUGCGUGAUCGACAAAUCAAGCUGAAAGUUGAUCCCGAGAUUAGACCUGUAGCCCAGCCAGUUCGAAGAACACCAUUCGGUUUGAGAGACAGAGUGAAGGAGAAGAUCCAGGAACUAGUCGAGCAAGACAUUAUAGAGCCUGUGGAAGAACCUACACCGUGGGUUAGUCCUGUAGUCAUAGUACCCAAGCCUAAUGGAGAUAUCCGGAUAUGCAUUGACAUGAGGCGGGUCAAUGAAGCCAUUGUGAGGGAGAGACAUCCGAUACCGACAGUGGAUGAAAUACUCCAAGAGUUGUCAACAAGCAAGGUGUUCUCAAAAAUUGAUCUAAAAUGGGGAUAUCAUCAGUUGGAGUUAGAUCCUGAAUCCCGAAAGUUGACCACGUUUGUAACACAUUGCGGACUAUACCGUUACAAGAGAUUGUUAUUCGGUGUGAAUGCAGCACCUGAGAUCUAUCAGCACGAGAUCCACAAAGUGCUUCAAGGACUACCUGGUGUUGCAAACAUUUCUGAUGACAUCAUCAUUCAUGGUGCCACGCAGGAAGAGCAUGAUGAGAGGCUUCGACAGACCUUGACACGAUUGAAAGAUGCAGGAUUAACGGCCAAUGCAGAAAAGUGCCUGUUUGGUGUGUCCGAGUUAGUAUUCAUGGGACACAAGUUGACAAAGGACGGCAUCAACCCCACCAAGGCCAAGAUUGAGGCUGUAGCAAACGCAUGUGAGCCAAAGAAUGCAAGUGAAGUACGAAGUUUCCUGGGCCUAGUGAACUUUUGUGCAAGGUUCAUCCCAAACUUGGCAACGGUGGCGGAACCUCUUCGGAGGCUGACUAAGAAGGAUCAGAAAUUUGAGUUUGGCAUGGAACAGAAGCAGGCUUUUCAAACACUGAAGGACAGUUUGAGUAGUGCCCAUACUUUGGGUUACUUUGAUCUAAAGGCCCCCACGCAAGUUAUUGCAGAUGCCAGUCCUGUGGGACUUGGAGCUGUGUUAGUGCAGAAGCAAGAUGGUGAAUACAGAAUUAUAGCCUAUGCAAGCCGUUCUUUGACAGCAGUUGAGCAAAGGUAUUCACAAACAGAGAGGGAGGCGUUGGGACUCGUAUGGGCGUGUGAACACUUUCACGCGUAUUUGUACUGGAACGAGUUUGAAUUAUUGACGGAUCAUAAGCCACUAGAAGCAAUCUACUCACCCAGAUCCAAACCAUGUGCACGUAUUGAACGAUGGAUGCUUCGACUUCAGCAGUACAGAUACAGAGUAGUGUACAUAGCUGGGAAGACGAACAUCGCGGAUUCGCUAUCUAGGAUGCUGGAUGUGGAUAAACUGAGAAGCUCUACAUUGGAGGAUGAAGCAGAGUCAUUUGUUAGAUUUGUUGCCACACACUCUACCCCGAGGGCAAUGAGGACAAGAGAGAUUGAGGAAGAAUCUGACAAAGAUCCAGAGUUGUUAGAUUUGAGGGAAAGAAUCCAGAAGGGCGAUUGGAAUACAUGUCCAUACAAGGUGUAUUCAGCCAUCAGGGACGAGCUGUGCAUCAUUGGGAGAUGCGUACUGAGAGGGAGUCGACUUGUAAUACCAACUCAGUUGAGACCAAGGAUGAUAGCGUUGGCUCAUGAAGGUCAUUUGGGAAUUGUUGGCACGAAGCAAAAUCUCCGAUCUAAAGUGUGGUGGCCCGGCAUGGAGAAGGAAGUUGAACGCUAUGUAAAAUCUUGUCAUGGGUGCCAGAUUGUAAGCAGACCCAGUCCACCUGAGCCAAUACGAAGUACGCUCUUACCAGCUGGUCCAUGGGAGGAUGUCGCAGUAGAUUUUUUGGGACCACUACCAUCUGGUGAAUCAAUUCUAGUGAUCAUUGACUAUUACAGUAGAUAUUACGAAUAUAUUGUGAUGCGAUCUACAACAGCAGAGAAGACGGUGGCAGCUCUAGCAGGGAUCUUUGCAAGACAUGGUUUGCCACUAACGCUGUAUUCUGACAAUGGGCCUCAAUUUAUCUCGCAAGUCUUUGCAGACUAUAUGAGGCUGACAGGUGUACACCACCAUAGGGUUACACCUAAGUGGCCUCAGGCAAAUGGUGAGGUUGAGCGACAGAACCAAUCCCUCGAGAAGAGAAUGAGAAUUGCUCAUUCAGAAGGCAAAGACUGGAAGGAGGCGCUGUUGUCAUAUGUUGCAGCAUACAGAGCUACACCACAUAGCACAACAGGUAAAAGCCCAGCUGAGCUACUCUUCGGACGGAAGAUCAGGACAAAGUUACCUGUUAUCAGUGAAUCUCUAAAUGACCAAGAGAUCAGAGACCAGGACGCUGAGAGCAAAGGUGCAUCAAAACUGUAUGCAGACUCUAAGAGGGGUGCCAAACCAUCUGAGGUGGUGCCAGGAGAUGAAGUUCUGGUGAGGAGGGAAGUGUCUAGCAAAAUGGACACACCAUUUCUACCACAACCAUACACAGUUGUAUCCAGAGAGGGCAACAAGCUGACCAUUUGCUCACCAGAAGGUGUGAUGUAUGCUAGGAACACAUCACAUGUGAAGAAGUAUCAUCGACAGGGUAUUCCGUCUGACAUAGGAAUACUGCAGCCGGAAGCUGAGACUACAGAGGCCCAGGUUCCACUCUACCAUGGUGUUGGUGCUGAAUUGAUAACACCGCAGUCUGAUGUCGAGACUACUAGUGAUCAGAGCCAACAUGAGGGGACUGAGCGUCAGAUGGGAGUUCCGAAGACCGUACCAUCACCGACCCGGACAUCAAUUUGGAGCAGACCAAAACGCCAUCGUUUGAGGCCCAAGCGAUUUUCUGAUUAUUUGUUGGAAUGA
Molecule: messenger RNA, 4119 nt
Organism: Strongylocentrotus purpuratus (purple sea urchin)
Lineage: Eukaryota; Metazoa; Echinodermata; Echinoidea; Camarodonta; Strongylocentrotidae
Exons: 1
Coding region: 1-4119 (1372 amino acids)
Biological process (GO): proteolysis; DNA integration
Molecular function (GO): nucleic acid binding; zinc ion binding; aspartic-type endopeptidase activity
Source: RefSeq, a predicted model, not a curated record